Molecule: messenger RNA, 2928 nt
Organism: Argiope bruennichi
Lineage: Eukaryota; Metazoa; Arthropoda; Arachnida; Araneae; Araneidae
Exons: 1
Coding region: 1-2928 (975 amino acids)
Source: RefSeq, a predicted model, not a curated record
AUGAAACUCAUAAAAGUUCUGAACAAAUCGCAUGCUGACUUUAUACUGCUUCAACUCAACGUGUUAAUCGGAAUUAGCAUAAAAACCGCUGGAUAUAGAUAUUCACGAGAAACAUGGAUUAAAGGUAGAGCGGAGGACGGGCGUAAUGAGUGCUUGAUCUGUGGUUUUGAGGUUGGUGAUGGUGGCUUGGGCAAUGCUUGUGUGCGAGUUGAUUUUGAGGUUGGUGAUGGUGGCUUGGGCAAUGCUUGUGUGCGAGUUGAUUUUGAGGUUGGUGAUGGUGGCUUGGGCAAUGCUUGUGUGCGAGUUGAUUUUGAGGUUGGUGAUGGUGGCUUGGGCAAUGCUUGUGUGCGAGUUGAUUUUGAGGUUGGUGAUGGUGGCUUGGGCAAUGCUUGUGUGCGAGUUGAUUUUGAGGUUGGUGAUGGUGGCUUGGGCAAUGCUUGUGUGCGAGUUGAUUUUGAGGUUGGUGAUGGUGGCUUGGGCAAUGCUUGUGUGCGAGUUGAUUUUGAGGUUGGUGAUGGUGGCUUGGGCAAUGCUUGUGUGCGAGUUGAUUUUGAGGUUGGUGAUGGUGGCUUGGGCAAUGCUUGUGUGCGAGUUGAUUUUGAGGUUGGUGAUGGUGGCUUGGGCAAUGCUUGUGUGCGAGUUGAUUUUGAGGUUGGUGAUGGUGGCUUGGGCAAUGCUUGUGUGCGAGUUGAUUUUGAGGUUGGUGAUGGUGGCUUGGGCAAUGCUUGUGUGCGAGUUGAUUUUGAGGUUGGUGAUGGUGGCUUGGGCAAUGCUUGUGUGCGAGUUGAUUUUGAGGUUGGUGAUGGUGGCUUGGGCAAUGCUUGUGUGCGAGUUGAUUUUGAGGUUGGUGAUGGUGGCUUGGGCAAUGCUUGUGUGCGAGUUGAUUUUGAGGUUGGUGAUGGUGGCUUGGGCAAUGCUUGUGUGCGAGUUGAUUUUGAGGUUGGUGAUGGUGGCUUGGGCAAUGCUUGUGUGCGAGUUGAUUUUGAGGUUGGUGAUGGUGGCUUGGGCAAUGCUUGUGUGCGAGUUGAUUUUGAGGUUGGUGAUGGUGGCUUGGGCAAUGCUUGUGUGCGAGUUGAUUUUGAGGUUGGUGAUGGUGGCUUGGGCAAUGCUUGUGUGCGAGUUGAUUUUGAGGUUGGUGAUGGUGGCUUGGGCAAUGCUUGUGUGCGAGUUGAUUUUGAGGUUGGUGAUGGUGGCUUGGGCAAUGCUUGUGUGCGAGUUGAUUUUGAGGUUGGUGAUGGUGGCUUGGGCAAUGCUUGUGUGCGAGUUGAUUUUGAGGUUGGUGAUGGUGGCUUGGGCAAUGCUUGUGUGCGAGUUGAUUUUGAGGUUGGUGAUGGUGGCUUGGGCAAUGCUUGUGUGCGAGUUGAUUUUGAGGUUGGUGAUGGUGGCUUGGGCAAUGCUUGUGUGCGAGUUGAUUUUGAGGUUGGUGAUGGUGGCUUGGGCAAUGCUUGUGUGCGAGUUGAUUUUGAGGUUGGUGAUGGUGGCUUGGGCAAUGCUUGUGUGCGAGUUGAUUUUGAGGUUGGUGAUGGUGGCUUGGGCAAUGCUUGUGUGCGAGUUGAUUUUGAGGUUGGUGAUGGUGGCUUGGGCAAUGCUUGUGUGCGAGUUGAUUUUGAGGUUGGUGAUGGUGGCUUGGGCAAUGCUUGUGUGCGAGUUGAUUUUGAGGUUGGUGAUGGUGGCUUGGGCAAUGCUUGUGUGCGAGUUGAUUUUGAGGUUGGUGAUGGUGGCUUGGGCAAUGCUUGUGUGCGAGUUGAUUUUGAGGUUGGUGAUGGUGGCUUGGGCAAUGCUUGUGUGCGAGUUGAUUUUGAGGUUGGUGAUGGUGGCUUGGGCAAUGCUUGUGUGCGAGUUGAUUUUGAGGUUGGUGAUGGUGGCUUGGGCAAUGCUUGUGUGCGAGUUGAUUUUGAGGUUGGUGAUGGUGGCUUGGGCAAUGCUUGUGUGCGAGUUGAUUUUGAGGUUGGUGAUGGUGGCUUGGGCAAUGCUUGUGUGCGAGUUGAUUUUGAGGUUGGUGAUGGUGGCUUGGGCAAUGCUUGUGUGCGAGUUGAUUUUGAGGUUGGUGAUGGUGGCUUGGGCAAUGCUUGUGUGCGAGUUGAUUUUGAGGUUGGUGAUGGUGGCUUGGGCAAUGCUUGUGUGCGAGUUGAUUUUGAGGUUGGUGAUGGUGGCUUGGGCAAUGCUUGUGUGCGAGUUGAUUUUGAGGUUGGUGAUGGUGGCUUGGGCAAUGCUUGUGUGCGAGUUGAUUUUGAGGUUGGUGAUGGUGGCUUGGGCAAUGCUUGUGUGCGAGUUGAUUUUGAGGUUGGUGAUGGUGGCUUGGGCAAUGCUUGUGUGCGAGUUGAUUUUGAGGUUGGUGAUGGUGGCUUGGGCAAUGCUUGUGUGCGAGUUGAUUUUGAGGUUGGUGAUGGUGGCUUGGGCAAUGCUUGUGUGCGAGUUGAUUUUGAGGUUGGUGAUGGUGGCUUGGGCAAUGCUUGUGUGCGAGUUGAUUUUGAGGUUGGUGAUGGUGGCUUGGGCAAUGCUUGUGUGCGAGUUGAUUUUGAGGUUGGUGAUGGUGGCUUGGGCAAUGCUUGUGUGCGAGUUGAUUUUGAGGUUGGUGAUGGUGGCUUGGGCAAUGCUUGUGUGCGAGUUGAUUUUGAGGUUGGUGAUGGUGGCUUGGGCAAUGCUUGUGUGCGAGUUGAUUUUGAGGUUGGUGAUGGUGGCUUGGGCAAUGCUUGUGUGCGAGUUGAUUUUGAGGUUGGUGAUGGUGGCUUGGGCAAUGCUUGUGUGCGAGUUGAUUUUGAGGUUGGUGAUGGUGGCUUGGGCAAUGCUUGUGUGCGAGUUGAUUUUGAGGUUGGUGAUGGUGGCUUGGGCAAUGCAUGUGUGCGUGUGUAUACAUUGAGGAAAUGGAAAAUGCUAAAGGUAAACGGUGCCGCAUUUGUGUGUUGUACACGGAUUUGCUCAUUUUAA